Cynoglossus semilaevis (tongue sole) is the source of this 3194-nucleotide messenger RNA. RefSeq names its product WW domain containing E3 ubiquitin protein ligase 2 (gene wwp2). Gene Ontology annotation, molecular function: RNA polymerase II-specific DNA-binding transcription factor binding; ubiquitin protein ligase activity. The transcript is spliced from 24 exons. Gene Ontology annotation, cellular component: cytoplasm. The record is from RefSeq and is a predicted model, not a curated record. Bases 168 to 2771 code for a protein of 867 amino acids. Gene Ontology annotation, biological process: negative regulation of transcription by RNA polymerase II; proteasome-mediated ubiquitin-dependent protein catabolic process; protein K63-linked ubiquitination. Lineage: Eukaryota; Metazoa; Chordata; Actinopteri; Pleuronectiformes; Cynoglossidae.
UUUCUUAGAAUGUACAGUACACGGAGAAAUGUUAAAGAUCGUAAACUAGAAAUCUUUGCAACUAGAACGGAAACAGACUGGUUCACGUGACCUGGUCACUGGAGCGGAAAUGAUAGUUGGCUAAAGGCAGCAGCAUCGGAGCAAAGCUGACACAGAGCUGUGAUGUUAUGGCGUCUGCCAGUGCUAGCAGAGCCACAGCUGCCCAGACCACUGAGAAGUCUCAGCUCAUUUUGAAAGUGGUGUCAGCCAAGCCUCAGUCUCCAAAGCUGCCGACCCGUCACUCUCGCCUCAACUCCUUUGUGGAGGUGACGGCCGACGGUCUGACCAGUGAGACCAAGAAGACAGGCAAACGCAGUGGACAGCUGGAGCUGCAGUGGAACGAGGACCUGACGCUUAAUGUGACGCCUCACAGCCGCCUGGACCUGAAGCUAUGGAGCUGCCACACCCUGAGGAAGGAGCUGCUGGGCAGCGCCACCAUCGACCUCCUGGACACACUGCACACAUAUGACGGCAAGAUGGAGAACGUCCAGCUGAGUCUGCCGCUGCAGACGGAGAACAAAGGGCUGGUUGUAGCGGGAGGCGAACUCAACGUCUGUCUGGACGGAAUGGUUGUUGAUCUGGGCUCACUGCCCAACAGCAGAGCAGCAGCAGACAAGGUGCUUCAGUCUGACAGACCCAACCUGAGGAGGACACAGAGUGAGGACACGUCCAAUACUCCUGCAUCCAACAGCAGGGUCAGCAGACUGUCGGUGGGAGGUCUCCACAGUGGUCCUCCUGGUGGCUCCACGGCUGGUUCUUUGUCUAAUGGCGAGCAGAAUGAGGAGAACUCCUUGUCAGACAAAGUGGAGUUGACGUCAAACAGUCCAGAAACCGGCGGCGGUGUGGUCCAUCAGACGCCUCCUCCCACCUCUCCAUCAGGCCGAUCUCUGGCUGCAGACGGCACCAGGAGCAGCAGCAGUCCUCCUCCAGGUCAGGACGUCCCAGGCCAGGUCCAUCCAGCAGAGCCUGGACCCAGCAGCAGCAGCAGCAGCAGCACAGAGCCAGUCAACAACAGCUCCCUCCCUGCAGGCUGGGAGCAGCGGGUCUUACCUCACGGCAGAGUGUACUACGUGGACCACAACACCAAGACCACCACCUGGGAGAGACCACUGCCUCCAGGAUGGGAGAAGCGGGUGGACCAGCAGGGCAGGUUCUACUACGUGGACCACAACACCAGAACCACCACAUGGCAGAGGCCCACGGCCGAGUCGGUGAGGAACUACCAGCAGUGGCAGAGCCAGCGCAGCCAGCUGCAGGGAGCCAUGCACCAGUUCAGUCAGCGCUUCCUCUACCAGCCGUCAGGAGCUCCAGUGGAAAACGACCCCCUGGGCCCACUGCCUCCUGGAUGGGAGAAGCGUCAGGACAAUGGCAGAGUUUACUUUGUCAACCACAACACCAGGACGACGCAGUGGGACGACCCGAGGACGCAGGGGAUGAUCAAGGAGCACCCCUUGCCUCCAGGCUGGGAAAUGAAGUACACCGCAGAGGGAGUCCGUUAUUUUGUGGAUCACAACUCCCGCACCACCACCUUUAAAGACCCCAGACCAGGGUUUGAGUCAGGGUCCAGACAGGGAGGUUCACCUGGUGCCUACGACAGAAGCUUCAGGUGGAAAUAUCACCAGUUCCGUUUCCUGUGCCAUUCCAACGCUCUACCCAGCCACGUGAAGAUCUCCGUGUCCAGACAGACUCUGUUUGAAGACUCCUUCCAGCAGAUCAUGAACGUGAAGCCGUACGACCUCCGCCGCCGUCUCUACAUCAUCAUGAGGGGGGAGGAGGGGCUGGACUACGGCGGAAUCGCCAGAGAGUGGUUCUUCCUCCUGUCCCACGAGGUCCUCAACCCAAUGUACUGUCUGUUUGAAUACGCCGGCAAAAACAACUACUGUCUUCAGAUCAACCCGGCGUCCUCCAUCAACCCAGACCAUCUCACCUACUUCCGCUUCAUCGGACGCUUCAUUGCCAUAGCGUUGUAUCAUGGGAAAUUCAUCGACACCGGCUUCACGUUGCCGUUCUACAAGAGGAUGUUGGACAAGAAGCCGACGCUUAAAGAUCUGGAGUCGAUCGACCCGGAGUUUUACAACUCCAUCAUGUGGGUGAAAGACAACAACCUAGAGGAGUGCGGCCUGGAGUUGUACUUUGCUCAGGACAUGGAAAUCCUCGGGAAAGUGACGACUCACCAGCUGAAGGAGGACGGAGAGAACGAGCUGGUCACGGAGGAGAACAAGGAAGAGUACAUCAGCCUCCUGACAGACUGGAGGUUCACCCGGGGUGUGGAGGAACAAACCAAAGCUUUUCUGGACGGCUUCAACGAGGUGGUUCCUCUGGAGUGGCUCAGAUACUUCGACGAGAAGGAGCUGGAGCUGAUGCUGUGUGGGAUGCAGGAGAUCGACCUGAGUGACUGGCAGAGGAACACCAUCUACAGACACUACACCAAGAACAGCAAACAGAUCCACUGGUUCUGGCAGGUGGUGAAGGACAUGGACAAUGAGAAGAGGAUCCGUCUUCUUCAGUUCGUCACAGGAACAUGUCGACUUCCCGUCGGUGGCUUCGCUGAGCUCAUAGGGAGUAACGGUCCUCAGAAGUUCUGCAUAGACAAAGUGGGGAAGGAGACCUGGCUUCCAAGAAGCCACACAUGCUUCAACCGUCUGGACCUGCCUCCGUACAGAAGUCUGGAGCAGCUGAGAGAGAAACUGCUGUUUGCCAUUGAGGAGACGGAAGGGUUUGGACAGGAGUGAAGGAGGAGGAAAAGAAGAAGGAGAAGAAGGAGGAAGACAGGAAGUGUUCAAUCAGUUGGUUAUUGAUGUUAUUUUGACUUGUUAUUCAUUAAUCUACUGGGCUGAGAGAUUACACCACGCUUCAAGACGUAUGUGUGUGUGUGUAAGAUGGUGAGUGUGUGUGAGAUGGUGAGUGAGUGAGUGUGUGUCAGUCCCAGAAUAAAGGGUUAUAUUUGACUAAACACAUCCAGAUAAACAUAUCAAGAAAAAAACUUUAAAUCUUUUAAAUGAUGCGUCAGUGUGUGUGUGUGUGAGAGAGAGAGAGAGAGAGAAUGACAGACUUGUGUGUUUAGCAGAUGUGAUUUUAUUUUUCCUUCCCGUCAGUUGUCAGAUUCAAAAGAUUUCUUGUGUACAUAACAAAAAUAAAAGAAAUUUCAAUCUUGA